Molecule: messenger RNA, 1260 nt
Organism: Aspergillus affinis
Lineage: Eukaryota; Fungi; Ascomycota; Eurotiomycetes; Eurotiales; Aspergillaceae
Exons: 2
Coding region: 1-1260 (419 amino acids)
Source: RefSeq, a predicted model, not a curated record
AUGAUGCCACAAUCAUCAGCUGCAGUCCCGGCGCCCACAACCAACAACAAUGAUGCUGCCACGCCCACACAAGCCGAGACAACGUCUGCACCGCCGGCUGAAACUUCUACGACGUCCGAGGCCGAGCCAACAACCUCUUCAAAUCCCCCAACAUCGUCAACGUCUUCAACAACGUCAACGUCGUCAAGCUCAUCUACAUCCUCAAGCUCGUCGAGCUCUACUACCACCCAAUCUAAGCCAACAACCUCUAGUGACACCCCUACUACAUCCUCCACGUCGGAGAAGACUACCAGCACAACUGAGGCUCCCACCACUUCCCAUGUUGUCACCUCGGUAGUCACGGAGUCACCUACCGAUGGGACCACCGGACCACACACUCUAACUAUCACAUCCACCGCAACCUCUCUCCCAACUCUUUCCACCGGAGAUUCAGCAGGCAGCGCGUCAGCCACGGGCGGAUCGUCGGCUGCAGCAUCGGCUACCACGACUGCAAGUGCAGCCGGAGGCUCCGGGCUUUCGCCUAGUGGCACAAUUGCCGUUGCCGUCGUCGUACCUGUUGUUUCCGUUGCCCUGAUUAUCAUCGCCGCCUUGUACUUCUGGAGGAAAUGGAAGGGAAAUAAGGCGGCCGAAGAGGAACGACGGAAGGAGGUAGAGGAAUACGGCUUCAACCCGAACAACGACCCGACGCUUCCACCGGUAAUGGGUGGCAGUGCCUACGAACCCAAGGACGAUAAUACUUCCGGAUAUAGAGGCUGGGGAACGACUUCUGCGGGUCGCAAGGCGUCGACAAAUCUAUCCAGUAGUGCUGGAGUCGGGUUGGCUAUGUCGGAAGCUGGAAGCGCGCCUGGUUACCACCAUGCCGCCACCCCGAGUGACGGGACUAUUCAGUAUUCUGAAGGGCAGGCCGCUGGAGAGACCGAGCCAAUUGGGGUUUUAGGCGCAGCUCCGGUGGCGGCGGCCAACAACCGAAACACAGACAUCCAUCGCGGUCCUUCGAACGCCUCGUCAGCGUAUUCUGCAGCAAACCGGUCGGAGGCCUCGGAGGAGAGCCACAUGUCUGCAGCUCACCACAAUGGCGCGUUCUAUGAUGAUAAUCCCUAUUAUAAUGACAUGCAACCACAGUAUGGGGCCUAUAGCGAUGGUCCUUAUAGCGGCAACCAACCUGUGAUCCGAGACGUCCAGGCACGGCGCAAUACACGCAUUGAGAACCCGGCUGUUUUCCCUCGGCAAGGAAACGCUGGUAUCGCUCAGAACUUUUAA